AUGGCUGCGGUCAAUCCAGCCACGGCUGGAGGUCCAGUCGGCGGCGCGGCCAAUAUGAUGAUGGCAGGCAUGGACGGCGCAACGAGUAUGCCGAUCACCGCUGCGACCGAAGAGACCAAGGGCAGACUCAACACUUACAUCUACGAAUAUGUCCUCAAACUCGGUCUGCACGACGUAGCGCGUGCUCUCAACAACUCACAGGACAAAUUUAAGAUUGAUACAAAACCGAAGCAAAGUCCCGGGCGUAGGAAGGAUGCCGAAGCCAACGGCGAUACAGACGCCAUGGACGUGGAUAAGUUCGACAUCCCGAACGACCUACCACUGCCGAAUGUCGACUUCAACGCCCAAGGCGAGGGCUUCUUGGUCGAGUGGUUCAGCAUCUUCUCUGAUCUCUUCACCGCAGCGCACAAACAGAAGCAGGGUGGCAUGAACCCGGCUACCCAAUAUCUCAUGCACGCUCAGAACUUGCAACGCAUGCGGGAAGGCCAACAGAAUAAUCCGGGAGUCAUGCGGCCGGGAAUGAUGAACAACCAGUAUGCCAUGCGAGCGAAUAAUAUGCGACAGAAUGGCAUGGUGAACGGUGCCAUGGCUAAUGCUGAGAUGGCAAAAAGAAUGACACCUCAGCAGAUGAACAUGAUGCAGCAGAAGCAGAUGCAGGCCCAGCAGCAGCAAAACAUGCAACGAGAAGGAGGCGAUGUUGACAUAAACGGCCGCCCGGGCACACCCACAGAAGGCGACAAUGGCGGCUCACCAUCUAAGAGACCUCGGCUUGAAGGUCAACAGCAAUUCCAGGGCAACAUGAUGGCUAACGGCCGUCCGAUGCAAGCCGGCGUCCCUCAAGGCAUGAUGAUCCAGAACUCGUUCAAUCCUCAACAGAUGAACCAGCAAUUUCGGCCCAAUGGUGCGAUGCAGCAGCAAAAGCCCGGCAUGCCGCCUGGUAUGCCUAACGGUGCAAUGAAUAUGAUGCAGAACGCCGGCUCGCCCAUGAUGGUCGGUAUGAAUAACGGCCAAUUCGGCAACGAUGCGGCAAUGGAAAUGUACAACACUGGCCGCAUGGGAGGUCAAAUGCAAGGCGGACCUGCUGCCGCCCAAAGCGGUAAUCAUGCUCUACAAGAUUACCAGAUGCAGUUGAUGCUCUUGGAACAACAGAACAAGAAGCGUCUCAUGAUGGCCCGUCAAGAGCAAGACAACCAGGUCAAUCGUGAGGGUGCACCAAUGCCCGGCAUGGGAGGUACCGGAAUGUCGCCGUCUGGGAGCAGAAGUGGCACUUCGCCGAAUCCGACUGAUCAGAUGAAGCGGACACCACAACUCGGCGGUCUACCAGGUUCGCCAUCCGCCGGCGAAAAUAUGCAAGGCCGCUCGCCAGCUGGUAUGCAAUUCAUGAACGGCGGCGCCAUGCCCGGCGGUGAUUUCAACCCCGCCAUGUUCAUGGCCGACAAGCAAGGCAUGGGAGGCCCGGGUCCUAACAUGCGACCACCAACAUCAAUGCAAGGUAUGCAGGCUCGCAUGGGUGCUCAGUUCCAGGGAGGACAGCCUAUGGCUCAAAAUCCCUCGCAGGGUGGAGGACCCAUGGGUACACCAGGCCAGCGUAAUGAAAUGCCACCGCCACAGGCUCCUGCUGGCGGCGCUCAGCGAACCGCAUCAUCACCUGCGCAGAGUGGCAAUGCGCCACCCACCCCGUCGCAGACCAACAAGGCCAAUCCCAAGAACAAGAAGGGCAAGGACGAUGCCGCAAACAAUGCGGCUAACAACAAGAAGAAGCCAGCGAAGAAGAAUUCACAAGCGAACACUGCUAACGAUAGUCAAAAUACGCCAGCAGCUGCCACAAGUGUACCACCACCGGCAGCACAGCAGAUGCCUGCAGCGCAACCUGCUAUGCAACCGGACUUGUCGCAAAAUACCUUCGGCAAUUUCGAUCCGGGCUCCGAAAACUUCAGCCUUGAUUUCAGCACUCUGAACGACAAUACCGAUAUUCUGGAGAACUUCGACUUUGACAGCUUCUUGAAUACAUCAACCGACGACGCUUUCAACUUUGGCGACGGUGGUAUGGGUGUUGGUAAUGACUUCAGCCUGGACGCUGGAGGUGAUUAG
Molecule: messenger RNA, 2091 nt
Organism: Cyphellophora attinorum
Lineage: Eukaryota; Fungi; Ascomycota; Eurotiomycetes; Chaetothyriales; Cyphellophoraceae
Exons: 5
Coding region: 1-2091 (696 amino acids)
Biological process (GO): positive regulation of transcription by RNA polymerase II
Cellular component (GO): nucleus
Source: RefSeq, a predicted model, not a curated record